This is a messenger RNA of Oldenlandia corymbosa var. corymbosa, 2020 nucleotides long. The record is from the annotation of a GenBank genome assembly. Lineage: Eukaryota; Viridiplantae; Streptophyta; Magnoliopsida; Gentianales; Rubiaceae.
AUCAGAAAAUCAGACAAACUCCCAAAUUCUCCCCUUCAGAAACAUAACCCCUGUUUUUGCUACCAAAAUCCAAUCCGAAUAACAUCAAAGAUGCAUCUAUGGCCAUCAAUGAAGAUGAGGGACUCAUUCAAGGUUGAUUACUUGAAGCAACUGGAAUGGAGCCUUCGCCUUUUGAAACUAGACAAGCAAAGAAAACAACAGGAGCAGCAAGAUUCCAAUACCGGCAGUUCCAGCGAUCCAAACGAUGAGAAUGGUUGUCAAGAAAGGCUUUUGAGCAGUGAUUUUGAAAACCCUUCAAAGGCAGGAGGGAAAUUUAUUGCUAUCUGCAGAGAGGUGUUCCUAAUCAUCACUUGCUGCUAUUGUUGCUUUGGCUGUGGAGGUUGACGAAGUGGACUCACUCACAGCACACACACUUGGAAUUCUUUUCUAGUGUGCGAUAGAUUGUGGCUAUAGAGUUUUAGGGGACUAUGCUAGUGUUAGAAUUCACCACGGGAAGGAAUUCUUCCAUUUGAUACCCUUGAUCAUCUUAAGCAAAUAAUGCUACUCGUUUACCUAGUAAAUUAGUUCUCACUAGAAUGAUAAUGAAGGAGCAACUGGGAGAUAGAAUUCAUACACCUGAGUUGAAGUUUAACGAGAGUGAACUUCAACUGCAACCUAGUUCCAGCCUUGCACCGGGCAUUGGCUACUAUUAUUGGAGAUUCCUGCACUAAUUCCCACUUGAUGACCAUUGCUGUUACAAAUGAACAGAAAGAGAGGGGAUUGUUGAAGAUGAAGUAUCUUGUGCUGUUUGUUGAGAUGUUUGAAUGGGGAAGUGAGUCAAAAUGUUGAACUAAAACUUCAUAUCAGGUCUGAGGAUCUGUGUGUUUAGCUGCACUAGUUUACCUGUGUUCUGCAACUCUGAAAACAUCUUGCUCGAUGGCUUAUAUGGUCCCUCCACCUUUGAAGCACAGCUCAUAUCCUUGUAUUCUUCGGAGAAUAAAUUGAUUAGUAUUCCAUAUUUUGUUUAUAGUUUACAUUCUUUGGCCUAUAGCAGUACAGUUUGAUUUUCCGUAUCUAAAUGACAAGCUUUUCUCUAAAAUGGCUUCUUUCUUGUUUUACUUUUUUCCAUGUGCUUCAUAUGUCCAUGCUUUCUCAUUUCUUUCCAAACCGGUGGUGUGACUGGAUGAUGCAUACAGGUUUUGUGAAUGACUGACGUUUGACUAUGCUUGUAUCACUUUUGGAUUGGUUAACAGCUGCUGAUGAUGUUAAUUAAUAAAACGAUUAUUGAUGUAUUUUGUUUCAGCUUUUGCUGAAGAUGAAGAAAACUGAUUGUGCUCAAGGGAAACAUACGGCUGAAGGUUAUGCCAUUGAAUUAGAUAAAGUUGUGGGAUUUGAUGAACUGGAAAUCACCGUUUGGUUCUUUUAUGAUUAUAGCAUUCGAGACUCAAGUGCAGCAGCAGUGCAGAACUUUCAAUAAGCCAAUAAGUGCAAUUCAUGAAAGCCCUUUAAUUGUGUACAUAAGUUAGUAGCAGCCUCGUUUUUCUUUUUGAAGCUUAAGUAAACCUUUUGCCAAUAAACCUGAUCUGUAGAAAAGAGUCGGAUUCUACCAAGUUUAGAUUUUUGUUGGACUUCUUAUUAGUUUAUUCACAUUUUCCUACUGGUAGGAGUUGUUCUCACAGUCUAAAAUUGUGCUUUUUGUCUCAAGCUUACCUUAUCCUUGGAGUCAUUUUCCUUAAUUGUAUAAUAGUAGCAAUGAAGCAUCAAACACGUUCAUGAAUCUUGAUCGCAAUUAUUCGCCAUUCUACCUUGCAAUGGUUGUAACUUUUCUUUGUUCCAAUUGUAAUGAGAUGCAAUAUCAGUAUAGGUCAGGUAUGUAUUACGUUACGUCCAUUUCAGAAAUGGAAGUUUUUUUUUCUUUUUUAGUCAUGUAGAAAUACAAGUUUAAUGUCACCCGGAUCCAUAUCUUACUGUUGUGUGAUUCUAAGUUGAGAAUAUGGUUAUCAGUUUCUCUUUUCUUUUUACUAGGUGUUAGACCUGUCUG